CCCUCAAAAUUUUUCUGUUAAAGAUAGUUACUUCAGAUUAAGGAGUAAUUUUAUUGGAUAAAAGCUGUAUAAUCACAUUCGUACAAAUCGAAUACUUCAUAUGAAUUGCUCUACUAAUAUACUCUCUAAAUACAGAUGAUUUCAUUGAUGAUGCGAAAUAAAAUGAUGCCAAAUAAACUAUUUAAUGAGAUAUGCAAAAGGAUGAAUUUAAGAAUAAUAAUUAACGUGUAUUAACAAAGUUUCGAUAUUUUAACUUUUCAACUCGAUAUUAUCCGGAUCUUUUACCGCAAUAGUACUCCAAUCGUUUUAAUGACAAAUAUAUUCUUUGAGAUAAAAGUAAUAAGAUCAAUAAGAAGCAUUUAAUAAAAAUGAUUUUGUUAUUUAAAAAGACAUUGGAAUGACUAAAAUUAAACAGAUACAAGAUCAAUGAUUGAUCUUCUUCAAAAAUUGUAUAAAUAUAAUAUAAAAGAUUAAUUAUCGAAAAAAGUUCGCAAUGGAUGAAAGGAGAGUAGCAGAUUAUUUUGUUGUUGCUGGUUUACCUGGUCAUAAUGAUGACCUUAUAGGAGAAAAUGAAGUUAAUGAAGAAUUAGAAGAUUGGUGUCAAGAGGGAACACAUUUGAAAGAUAUACAUAUGCAACCACCUAUCACAGAUCUUGCUGUAAUUUUUCCAGCUUUGGGUGAACAUUGUCCUGAAGGCUAUACAUUGUUAGAAUAUACCGUAUCAGGCUUUCCAGCAGAUUUAAAUCAUGGCAGUUUACGAACAAAUGAAUGUUAUUUAUGCUAUAAGAGAGGUCGGGACAAACCACCAUUAGUUGAUAUUGGUGUAAUAUAUGAAGGGAAAGAGCGUAUAAUGCAGGAUGCACAAAUGGUACUAGAAACUCCCAAAGGACAUAUAGCGAAUGUAAACAAUUCUACUUCAAAAAUUUUUGUAACAUAUAGACGGGCCAGUCAAAAGAUGCCUUGCAAUUCUCUUGUUGUUACCGAUAUAUGUGUUAUUUUGACAAACAAAGGGGAAAAUCCUCCACAUGCAUUUUGUGUCAUUAAUAAGAAUUUAAAUAAGGGAAUGUUGGGCAGUGAUGUAUUUUUAUGCUACAAGAAAUCCAUGAAUCGUGCUAACCUCAUAUCGUUCAAGCCAACAAUACUUUAUAAAUAUCCUACAACUGAUUAUAACAGUUUCGUUUUUCCAAAUUCUGUUGCCAUGUUUUGUUUACCUAUGGGUGCAACUAUAGAAUGUUGGCCAAAAAUGGCUUGCAAACCUAAGUCAUUAUUUUCAACAUUUGUCUUAACAGUCGCAGAUGCUGCACAAAAGAUAUAUGGCUCAGCAAUAACAUUUUAUGAAGAGUUUACAUUGCCACCAGAUGCUCUAAGCUGUAAAGGAAAUUUGGAUAUGAAAGACAUUGAAGAAAAUACAAAAAAUAAUGCUGAUAGUAUUGAAUUAACGGAGGAGUUUCAUCAACCAAAAGCAAAAAUGUUCAGAAAAUAUGGAAUACUUAAGAAGCUUAAUAUAUCCCAAUGGGCAAAAUUACAAUUUACAGAUCCUAGCAGUCAGUCAUUAAAUAUCAGCAAGUCAAUAUGUAUAUUAUCACAUUGGCCAUUUUUUGAUACAUUUGAAAAAUUUCUAGUCUUUCUGCAUAGUAUGGUCAAUGGAAAACCUCAAAAUGUUUCAAUAGAAAAGUAUAUUUCUUAUUUUUUGUGUGAUAUACCUUUCCCAAGUCCCCAAAGAUCAAGAAUUCUUGUGCAACUUAGUAGUAAAGAUAUGCUAAUCUUGACUCAGCCAGAAGAUUUAGUUUGGCCUAGAUCUGGUGCCAGUUUUAGGCAAUUAUUAAUCAAUUUGGGUCCUGAUAAUUGCUUAUUGAUAUUGCUCCUAAUCUUAACAGAGCAAAAGAUAUUGGUUCAUUCAUUACGGCCUGAUGUGCUAACUUCAGUGAGUGAAGCUAUUGCAAUGAUUUUAUUUCCAUUUAAAUGGCAAUGCCCGUACAUACCACUAUGUCCAUUAGGGUUAGCCGAGGUCUUGCAUGCACCAUUACCAUUCUUAAUUGGUGUUGACUCCAGGUUUUUUGAUCUAUACGAUCCACCUUCUGAUGUUAAUUGUGUAAAUCUUGAUACAAAUAAUAUAGCAAUCUGUGAUGACAAAAAAUAUUUGAAUGUAAAAUUACUUCCUAAAAAGGCAGCUAGACAACUUAGAAAUUGUUUAGAACAUCUUUAUUCAAAAUUAAUCUCUCUUGGAAAGAUAUAUUCUUCUCAAAAAGAUCAAGAACAUGAUGAUUUCAGUGUAGAUAAAGAAUUUCAACAAAAACAAAAAGAACAAGCCUUGGAACUUGAAAUACAAGAUGCUUUUUUAAAAUUCACUGCUACUAUUUUAAAAGGCUAUCGAUCUUUCCUGUUACCAAUUACAAAGGCUCCUACUGUAGGAUCAACAGAUCCAACAAGUUUAUUUAAUAUACAAGAAUUUUUAAGAAGUCGUGAUAAGGCACAUGCAAAAUUUUAUAGUAUGCUUGUUAGAACUCAAAUGUUCAUAAGAUUCAUAGAAGAAAGAAGUUUUGUAUCUGAUAUGGAUAUGGCUGGCCUAGCUUUUUUUGAUGAGUGUACUGAACGUGUGGAGGAAGAGAAUGUCACACUUUUGGAAUUGGAUGAAUCUCAACAUAGUGAACGUACUGUAUUCAUACCUCCUCCUGAAGCAGGACCAAAUCAAGGACCUUUUAUAUAUAAAACGUUUAAAUUAAAUCCUGAAUUAAUGAGGCCUGAAAAAAAUUUUAAUUUAAGGAAUCCAGCUUUAAAUGCUUUUGGAAUUGUACCUGGAAGUCCUAUGGCACGUAGGACUAAGCAUGAAAUAAAAGUAGCUCAGAAAAUGGCGCGCAAACAGGCAGCAAUGCCUGAUAGAUGGGCUAGAUGUUUACUUGGAACAUGUUACAGUCUCUGGUUUUUACAUUUACCAGCGAUGUUACAGGUUUCCGGUCAACCAGCCGCAAUUUUGCAUCAAGCAUAUGAAUUAUUAGUUCGAAUGCAAAAAUUACACCUUGAUCCUAUGGAAGAAGUUUGUUAUAGAGCUAUGAUGCAACUUUGUGGAUUAUAUGGACAACCAUUAUUAGCUGUUAAGUUAUUAUUUCAUAUGAAACGUAGUGGUGUUCAGCCAAAUGCGCUAACAUACGGAUUUUACAACAAAGCUGUCCUUGAAGCAACAUGGCCUUCUGAUAUGACAAAUUCAAGUCAAUUAAUGUGGAAUAAACUACGAAAUGUUAUCGUCGGUGCAGCUUUGUUUAAAAAGGCUGGCAGAAAAGGUGCCAGAAGAAGACUUAAUUCCAAUGUUGAUUUUUUAAAUACUGAUGGAAUAACUGAGGAAAUGGAACAUGCUCUUUCCAGAUCUAGUCUUGAUAGUAGUCACUCUCAAGAUACAGAAGCUGCUCAUAGUGACUCAACAAAAGGUAGUUCUGUGCCUGAUUUACCAGGAUAUGGAUCGUAUGAAUUGAAAGCAAAACUUCUUAGACAAAACAGUAUAGUAAAAGAUCAAGCGUUGCUGAAUAUGGUGCAAUCAGAGAAAUUAAAUCGCUCUUUUAGUAAUCCAAGAAUAGUACGCAGUACCGAAUCGCCCUUGAAGAGUCCAGUACGAACACCAGUUACUGAAAAUGAUCCAUUGGGAGCUCUAAUUAAUGAUGAAACGCCAGUUGUGUCACCUUCUGAGGAAAAUGACUCCAAUUGCUCAACUAGUACUUUAACAGUUUUAAACAAUACUGUUGAAGAAAGACCAGGUGGACCACUUUUAUUUAGAAGUAAUUUACCACGGAGUGCAACAUUUCAUCAAGCAAUAGAUGAAAGUAGUACAACAGUAAGUGGUAAUUUACAAAGGAGCGAAACGAUGCCUCAUUCAGUAGCACCACCAGGUGAGGAGAGAGAAAAAGAGAGACUGGAAAUAAGCAGUCUUUGGUCUCAAAAGGACAGCGUGACAUCUAGUUUAUCUAGCUUAGGAUCCAGUUUAAAACUUAGUUUUGGUCCAUCAGGAUUGGCUGGAAAAAAAUCCAAUGAAAUAAUAUUGGGUGGCUUAAACAGUUUGAAAUCAGCUGCAACAAGCGUUGCCAAAAAAUUUGAUGAAAUAAAAGAAGCUAUAUCUGCAACAAGUACUCCCGUUAAACUCAAGGAACGCGAUCAAAAAUUAGGAUGUGGAGUGUCACACGAAUCAUUGGAUUCUUGUAUCGAUGGAUCCUUGCAAGAUCGAAAUGAAGUAUCUGCCAGAUUGUCUGGUGAUGGAACUUUGGACGUAUAUUUGUUAUAUGAACUUGGAGAAAGUUUAUAUCCCAAAGGUUCUAGAGAGUUAGAAGAACGUGCUGCUAUUGAAUUUGUACUUUCAAGUGCUAGUAGAUGCCAUAAUUGUGCGGCAAUACUUUAUGAUGAAGAGAUAAUGGCAGGGUGGCAACCAGAAGAUUCUAAUUUAAACACAAUUUGUCAGUAUUGUGACAAAGCCACAGUUCCACUUCUUACGGUUACUAUAUUAGAUUACAGAUGUAAAACAAAUGAAAAAAGCAGCGAUCCUUUAAUGGGAGCUUUAGUUGAACUUUCGGAUAAACCGAGGGAGCAACUGGAACCAAUUACAAUACCGUAUCUAAAUCCAUUGGUUUUGAGAAAAGAAUUAGAAAGUGUAUUGAGCCAGGAAGGUGAUACAUGUUUAACUAGACAUAUAUUCAUUGAAGAACAUCCAAUAGUAUAUUGGAAUCUAAUAUGGUAUUUUGAAAGAAUUAAUUUAACAAGUCAUCUCUCUGAUCUUUGGUUGCAUAAUGAUGCAAAUAAACAAUUACAAAGCAACUCUAAUUCUGUGAGUAUAAGAACAAUGUGGGAUAAUGAGAGAAUUCAUAUGGGUCGAUUGCCAAUGUAUCUGCAGUGGAAACUAAAUACUACAGAAGAUCGAACAUUAAUGCAAACGAUAAUAUCAUACGUACGUUGCAAUGACUUGACAGAACCUAUAAAAAUAGUGGCCUUAGAAAGAAGUAAAAAUCAAUCUGAAGAGGAAGCUCCAUUUUCUAUUUAUAGAGAUAUUUUGUUUUUGGCAUUUAUUGCAGUCGGUGGAGGAAAUAUUCAUCAAGGAGUUUUUGAUAAACAAUACGGUUCCGCUUUAGAACGAUUAACAGAAAACGAAGAACACCUACUUCAUAAACAAGAUGCCCCUCCGUCCCUAAUGUCGCUAUGUUGUAGACAUUAUUUUAAACAAUUAAUCGUUUGAAAAAAUAAUCGAUUGCAAUGGGUAUUAUGUUCAUCAAGAUACUCGUGAAAAAUAUUGGGAGAAAGUGUAUUCGGAUUAGACUUUAGAUCAAACAUAUAAGAUUGAAUGCACAAUGCACGCGAAAAUUGUUAAUAUCGUGCUAGCCGACAAUUGUGACAAAAAUCAUGAUAAUGUAUCAAACGUUGUUACGCCAAUUUAACGAAAGUGAUUGUUUAUUUUAUUACAACGAUUUCUUAUUAUUUCCCCGUUAUUGCAUGGGGGUAAAAAGUAAACGUGAUCAGAUUAGCGCAACAUACGCAUUCAAUUACGCAUAGAAUUUCUUAAAAAUGAUAUACGUCCAAUGUCUCAUACCAUUUUCGUUUUCACACGAAGUUAUUUCUAUCGCCUUGAAUUAAAAUCGAGAUAUACAUAUGGAUCGUUAAAUCUAAGAGUAUAAUACGGGAAAAUGUUAAAUGCCAAAGAAUUUAUAAAUUUCGUAAUAACACAUACAUAACAGCUGAUUUUUCCAGAUAUUUUAACGGACAUUCUUUUUUUAGUCCAUUUUUUACAUAAAUAUACAAUUGUGUUUCAUUAUUCAAAGUGCGAUUUUACAGAGAAGUCUACAAAGUUACUAGUCAUUGUUUUCUUUUACAUCGAAAAGAAAAAGAUUGAUGAUUGUGAAAUUUAAUAAUAUUCAACCAAUAGGACUUGAUAAUAUAUUUUCCUGUACUCUUAGAUAGAACAAACAUAUAUAUGUACGACUAAAAAUGCAAUGUAAGUAUUGUUUUUAUGUAUCGUACACCUUCUUGAAGGCAUAGCAUUAACUAGCAAUGUGUGAAUUUCUAGUGUAUGAUCUAAAUAUGUAGUUUGCAAUUAUAUAUGAAUUUUGAACGAUGGUGUUAUUUAACCUGAGGGGAUAUUGAAUCUAUAAGCUCUGUUUAAAAUUCUGAAAGAUCAAACGGAGCGACUAAUAAACGAGCUAGAAUUUUAGACUACUUUGUGUAAAAUAGCAGGAGGAAGGGUUGUCACGUGGUGAAUGAAUGAAGGUUAUCCUUAUGACAUGUAUGUUUAUCAAAGCACGUAUGCAUCGAUGCGUUUUGUGUUUUUUUGUGGUAAAAAAAAAAAAAAAAAAAAAAAAAAAAAAAAAGUAAAAAAAAAGAAAAGAAAACUCGCAACAAUGAAUAUUAUAAAUAUCUUAUAGAAUUCCUUCUCCUGCCUAUUUUUUUUGUGCUUUCAAUUUUUUAUGUCAUGUACAUUUACCUUGAAUACGGAACGAACAAACAAAACAUAAAAAAAUAAAUAAAUGUAUUAUUGCACGCGCGCUCUAACGUAUAAACAUACAUACUUCUAUAAACACAUAAAUAAAUGACAUAUAGUAGAUCCAUAAAAGUCGAUCUCUGACAUAUUUUACAAAAAAUAAUAUCGUCCGUUUAGUAACUGAGGCAUAGAAAUCGCGUGUCUUAAUUGUAAAUACAAUUGAUGAUUGAUACAAAUUAAAUUUAUUCGACAGUAAUAUUUAGUAUUUUUUAUUAAUUGCGCUAUAUCGCGCGCAGAAUAUAAAGUUAUUGCGCAGUCCGAUUUUAUAAUAAAAUGGAAUGCUUGCCAAUUGCAUGUGCAUAUAAGUACUUGUAUAUAAAAGCGCAUGUAUACCGAUUGAUCUUGCGACAUGAAAUCAUUCAUUAUGUAAAAUUUGCAUGUGUUGUACAAAAUAAGAACAUGCACAUAAGAAUGUGCACGUGUACAGACUUGUAUAUGCACCAUAGAUAUGUGUAUUCAUGAUGGAUUUCUUUGGCAAUAUUGUGCAAUACAGGACUGGUUUGUUUUGAAUUAAACUAUUAAAAUUAUUUAACAGAAUACUGUGUAUAUACGAACAAAUAAUAAAAAUUAGAUCGUAAUUUUUCCGUGGAAAAUUAAUCACGAAAAAAGCAUAGUGUAUUCAGAGACGUGAAAGUAUAUAGUUAUUAACAAUUUUCUCUCUUUUUUUAAUUUUUAUUGUAAACUGAUACCGAUAUCAUUUUAAUUUCUCAUAUUAUUUCUACAAAUAAUUCUUAAUAAAAUUCUUCUUCUAUAAAAACGGUCCAUCCUGUAUCUAUACGAAUUAUUAUCAGCUACAUGUUGAUAAAGCCAUAUACAAAAAAAAGUAUGUAACUAUUUUCGAUAAUAUACCGCCUUUAAACUUAA
Molecule: messenger RNA, 7369 nt
Organism: Vespa crabro (European hornet)
Lineage: Eukaryota; Metazoa; Arthropoda; Insecta; Hymenoptera; Vespidae
Gene: Crag
Product: DENN domain-containing protein Crag
Exons: 20
Coding region: 494-5209 (1571 amino acids)
Biological process (GO): regulation of Rab protein signal transduction
Cellular component (GO): cytoplasmic vesicle
Molecular function (GO): protein binding
Source: RefSeq, a predicted model, not a curated record